UUAGCGCUGGACGCAAUCCGGCGAAUUCGACCGUCAGUUAGGUUUAGCCCCUAAUCCUAAUCAAAGGGUGUUUGUGUGGUGUUGUUCGAGACCGCAGCUAGCCGCGAGAAACGGGAGUGAUCCUUAGUUCUACAAAUUGAAAAUUGUUAUUCAUCUGAAGACCGACAAAGAUGAGGAAAAUCGAUCUCGUUGUCCUUGUUGUGACAGUUAUAAUCCUGUUGGUUCACGUUCCUGUUUUCGAAGCGCGACGCGUAAAGCGGCAACAGUCCAAUCGAAGUCCCUUCUCCACCUACAUCCCGCUAAAUAAGAAAUUUGUUCGCAAUCGACCACUGCCACCGAGAACCACCAUCCAGCCCGACCUGACAACAAUCUUGGAGACACGGUUGCAUGGUUUACCGCCACCAUUCGAGUCCAAAGAACCGUCCAGGUCGCGUGAUUUUUACAUCUGCUUGGCCAGCUGUCUGACCUUGAGUCACUACAAUCCGGUCUGCGGAACGGACCACACCACCUACCACAACGUGUACAAAUUGGACUGUGCCAACCGGUGCGGGGCGAGACCCAGGGUGCAAGUCCGGAAGCCUGGGAUCUGCUAGAGGUGCCCGUAAUAAAUUAAUACUAGGGAAUGUUGGAAUAAAUAUUAAUGAAAUUUAA
Messenger RNA from Topomyia yanbarensis, 651 nucleotides. RefSeq lists its product as uncharacterized. The record is from RefSeq and is a predicted model, not a curated record. Bases 171 to 593 code for a protein of 140 amino acids. Gene Ontology annotation, molecular function: serine-type endopeptidase inhibitor activity; protein binding. Lineage: Eukaryota; Metazoa; Arthropoda; Insecta; Diptera; Culicidae. The transcript is spliced from 4 exons.